AUGUUUUCCCAGUCCCUCUUUUACCUUUCUUCCUUGCUGUCGCUGGCGGCCGCGCAAAGCAUCCAAUUCGAUGGCCGUAUUCCUACGGGAACACAACUCACUGAGUUCGAUGUCGCCAAUGGCAUCUUUGAUCCGUCCAACGUGUUCGGCCAGAACCUCACCUUCAGCAAGCUCCUACAGCUGCCUGCCGUGCAGCCCAAACGAUCAUUAAUGACCAUCCCACCCCCUUCUAGCGACCAAUCUAUCUUCGCGCCUAGCCCGACAAAUAUCCAGACAGGGUUCCGUCGCGCCGAGCUGCUCCCAGCCAGCAACAACGGCACAGACCCAUCCACGACCGGCGUCAAGACCCUUCACUUCAGCCUCAUGAAGAACACCGCCCGCCCGCUGAACCUGUCCCACGAGUACCAGCUCGUCUUCCUCGAGAGCAGCGACUUCAGCACCAACCAGGUCGUGCUCAAGACCGGCACCGUGCUGGGCCAGACCGUCGCCGACCCGGACACCCUGAUGCUCUUCUCGAACGUGAACAACGCCUCGCUGCUGUUCAGCACCAACUUCACGGCCAGUGUGUUUCACAAUUUCGGGUUGACCUUGGAUUUUACCAAAAACACGACCCAGGUCUUCUAUUCUACCGGCACAACGCCGCUUGCACAGGUGACUGAGGCGCUGCCCAACGAUGUCAGUGGGCAGGGACAAUUUCAUUUCGGCCUGCUGAAAAAGCCAGUGAACGGCGGGGCGGAUAUCACCACGAGCGGAGAGCAGCCUGCAGGGAUUGACGAAGGUAUCAUAUAUGGCGGAAUUUUCGAGGAGGACAGUUCGGCGGGAGUCAUCUCCAAGUCCCUCGAGGCAUGA
This is a messenger RNA of Cryphonectria parasitica EP155, 849 nucleotides long. RefSeq lists its product as uncharacterized. The record is from RefSeq and is a predicted model, not a curated record. NCBI's taxonomy places the organism in Eukaryota, Fungi, Ascomycota, Sordariomycetes, Diaporthales, Cryphonectriaceae. Bases 1 to 849 code for a protein of 282 amino acids. The transcript has 3 exons.